Messenger RNA from Paramisgurnus dabryanus, 1516 nucleotides. RefSeq names its product NME/NM23 family member 5 (gene nme5). Gene Ontology annotation, cellular component: cilium. NCBI's taxonomy places the organism in Eukaryota, Metazoa, Chordata, Actinopteri, Cypriniformes, Cobitidae. Gene Ontology annotation, molecular function: nucleoside diphosphate kinase activity. The record is from RefSeq and is a predicted model, not a curated record. Gene Ontology annotation, biological process: UTP biosynthetic process; negative regulation of oxidative stress-induced intrinsic apoptotic signaling pathway; GTP biosynthetic process.
UUCAUCAUGAAUGGUAUCUUAGCAACCUGGUCAACAGACUAGCAUAGGCAGAACGCGGUUUGUUAAAGACUGGAAACUUAUGAAUUAUUUUUUAUACACGCUGUAGUUUGGAUCAUUUGAAAGGCGAUCGUGACUACCUAGUUCAGUAUUUGCACUUUAAACGUAAAAAAACUGGUCUGAUAUGGACACUGAUAGUCCUGAGAAGAUGAUGCCUGCGCCUCGUAUCUACGUGGAGAGAACUUUGGCUUUAAUCAAACCAGACGCCGUCCAUAAAGCUGAUGAAAUUGAGGACAUUAUUAUUCAAUCUGGAUUCACAAUUUUGCAGAAAAGAAAGCUUCAACUGAGUCCUGAGCAAUGCAGUGACUUUUAUGCUGAGCAUUAUGGAAAGCUGUGUUUUCCCCAUCUGACAGCCUUCAUGAGCUCUGGAUCAAUUGUUGCUCUCGCACUGGCCAGACACCAGGCUAUUGCCACCUGGAAAGCUAUAAUGGGACCGGCCAACAGCAUAAAAGCUAGAGAGACAGAUCCUGACUGUCUUAGAGCGAGAUUUGGCACAUGUGACCUGCGAAAUGCUGUGCAUGGUAGUGACUCCUUUUCUGCUGCUGAGAGGGAAAUCAGGUUCAUGUUUCCCAACUCGGUAAUCGAACCCAUUCCUAUUGGUGAUGCUGCUAAAGAUUACCUAAACCGGUAUGUCAACCCCACACUUCUUACUGGACUGACAGAGCUGUGCAAGAGGAAACCUGCUGAUCCUUUUACUUGGCUUGCUGACUGGUUAAUGGAAAAUAAUCCCAAUAAGCCCAAAGUAUCUGUUAAAGUAGAAAUAAAGGAAACAUCAUGAAUUACCAACAAGUAGUUAAUGUCUGAAUGUUCUUCGGUCAGCAAUAAACUUUUUCUUUUCUGAACUGCUUCAUUAUAAAAUUAUAGUUUUAUACACAAUUUUGACUAAACCCAUGGAGAUACCCAUAUAUUCAGGGGUAUUGUAAUUUAAAUGCAUGAUUUUCCUGUAGCAACAUAAAUUCAAGUCUUUCUGUUUCUCAGUGGUAGAGCAUUACGUUAGUAUCACAAAAGGUCAUGGGUUUGAUCCCAAGGAAGACAUAUGCUGAUAAAAUAUAUGUAUUGAAAUGCACUGUAAGUCGCUUUGGAUUAAAGCGUCUACCAAAUGCAUAAAUGGGUCAUUCUACGGAAAUGUCAAUUUUUCUUUCCCUAGCCUUUACAGAAAUAUUACACUUGAAGGGUUACAAUUUUUUAUAUUUUAAAAUGAAACAAUAUGUUAUUUGAACAAUUACACCUUCUUGAGUCAUCAAUGUAGCAAUAUUUGAUUUUUAUUAAUUAAUUAAAAUUCCAAGCACCACAGAAGUGCUCGUCCCCACAGUCAUGUACAGAGGGAAAAUGCUUUAUUUUGAGAUCAAAAACAGUGUUUUCUUCCAUUUAACAUACAAUAAUGUGUCCAUAGCUAUCAAAUAUAUGAUGUAAAUUACAUUAAAAGAAAAAAUGCUAAAUAAAUAUUAUAAAAUAUAUA